AGGCAACAGUCCGCGACUAUGUGUGUGAGAGCUCUAGCCCUCCCAGCACUACCAUCGGAAUACCAUAUAUGGUCAAAAACGAAGCGCUACGCGUCGCUCGCCACGCUCUUGAUCGGACUCGAUCCGGAGAGGUCCUACUAUUUAAAAUCCCUCGGCUGUUCAAUAACCAUACCAUUUCAGUUUGUGUAAUCAUUCGGUCAGGACGUGCCCAGGUGCAAAAUAUAGAAAGACACGUAAACAACAAAACAUCGCCGAAGAUCGCCCAGGCACACCACACAAGCAAGCAACAACAUCCAGAUCAACAACAAAACAGUGCAGUGCAUCGCAAACAACAACAACAAAAAAACUGCAAAAAACUACGUGUGAUAAGAAAGACCCGAUUUUUGUCCGUGUCUUACAGUGUGAAACAAACGCAGUGCUUGCAUUAACCGAGUGCUGCAACUUAAGUUAACAAAUUUUACCAGUUUUUCGUGCUUAAAACCAAAUGUAAGUAUUGCCACAUUGUUUGAAGAGGUUCUAGCUGUUUUGCACUGAUUACGGGAACAGCUGGUUUGGAUAUGGUUUGUUUGUUACAAGAUAAGAGUGCCCCGCGUUGAACAGUGCCAGUAGAAGGUGGUCUUGUGUGCUAUUACAUUUUGCAAAUGGUUAGGAAGGUUUUUUUUUUAAAUGUCUCGUUUGGGACAUUCGUACGGACAAGCGAUAGACUUCAAUGCAAGUAGUGCAGUUGCUGUACUGUUAGUUAUCGCCGCAGCAAAACAUUUAAAGUGUGCAACGCUUAGUGAAGUAGCAGCCAUCAUCAUCAGCAAAAAAAAAAACAAGCGAAACUUUCUCGCUUUCUUGCGCUCUUCACGAUUCAAUCAAACCAACGCCAGCCGACACCCGAAACACCAGCCUAGCAAGGGGACAGCUUGAUUGAUAAAGACUGCUCCUGCCGGCAAGGUUUUGUGCAAGUAAAAAAAACAAACAAACAUCAAAACAGAAACAUUCCAUCUCCAACGGAGGAACUAUGCUGCGUGCGUGCAUGCUUUGUGCGAGAGCUCAGCCAAUUGGAUUGGACGUUUAGUGUACCCCUUUGAAAUAUAUGGGUCAAGUGCGUGUGUUGUUCCUACUGCAUCAGGCAAUCGCGAUCGGUAGUACCCAAAAAACACCAAGCCAGAUCGUCAAAAUUACACUUCCAGAGCCAAUCGCAUCGACCAUCAAUCAAACAAUAUUUAGAAACGUCGGGUUGUAAGCAUGGUUAUACCCCCAAAGUGCCAUCCAUAACCUGAACCGUUGAUGUGCAAUUAAAAUGAGAUAGCCAUUUUAUUGGCCAGCUGUAUAAGAUAUUGCUCUACUUUCCUUUAUCAUUCGUUCACCGUGUGAUGAUGUUGGCAGUCUUUUUUCUCUCUGUCUCUCCUUGUGAUCUUUUUCGCAGUGAUGGAGGAAAAAUCGCUCCUUAAAAAAGGGUACUUUAAAAAAUAAUAAUAAAUUUUGAAUUCAAACCUAACCGAUGUUUUGCGAUGGUUCGCCUAACAAGCCCACGCUCUGUUUUAUUUGAAAAGUAGAGCGUGCGCGGCCUCACUAACACUCCUCGAAGACGAAACGAACUGACCUAGGGUGCAAUCGACACACGAGGGCAGAAAUUUGUGCACCCACAUCCCAGCUACUACCCACAACUAAAUAUGGAAACUUCAACCCACCCGCCCUUCUCUUCCCGAAGGUCUGGGUUCGUUGCUUUUUUUAUUUCUCUCGCUCUCUUAAUGAUCUCCUUCACUAAACCAAUUUGAGAAAUCUUUCCGAAGCCUUUCCGGUUCGAUUCUUUAUCAGGUAAAUGGGAUGGUGGGAUGUACCACCGAUUCGGGAGGGGGGGGGGGGGGGAGCGCACGCCUUUCCUUAACUUUCUUCUCCCGGCUGAACGGUGAUCGACGAGGCGCAAAACACCGUACAAUAAAAGAAACGGCGAGCAAAGAAUAACAAAGCAUACGGGGUAGCUUUAUAAUUGUAGAAAAUGGUAACCGUGGUUCAAACGGGUCUGGUGAAAAUGGGGCUUCCACUGCCGAGAGCAGAAGAGAAAGGCAAAGCUUCAAUGCAUUUGUAGCUGAUAACGCUGAAAACGUGCCCUGCUCACGCACAGAUUUUACAGCGAGCGGGGCCUGUGUACCGCUAGGCGCAGUAUAGUUUUCUUCUUUCUUUCUUUCUUUUUUUUUCGGUCAGUGGAUGCAGUUUUAAUUUUUCCGAAUUACAGCUGCAUCCCGGGGCUCUUCACACAUGCCCGCAGCCAGACAGACCGCGCUAUCUUGCUAUUUAAUAGCUUCAUUUCAGCUCAGCAUAAAUGAGAAGCUUCAACCGUGACUGUGAAUGGAGUCGUUAAGUCCAAUUGAAUUUUCAUUCUCUGCUAAUGAUUCAAUCCAGUCUGUGUUUUUUUUAUAGUCUCAAAAAGUUUCUGAUGGAAGGAGGAUUUUAGCUGAAUUUCAUAAUUAAAUUAAAUUGAUUUUUUUUGGCACUUCAUUGCAAGUAGAAAGAAAGUAAGCAAUACACCUGGUUUUAGCAAGCAAUUAUCCCCCACCAGAUAAGCUUGUUCCAUCGGUCCAGCUUGGUUACCGAUUUUUUCGAUCAUAGUAGUCUGUGCGAAAAUUGUCAGCACAGCCUUUUCCCCCAUUACGUCAGCAUUUGCCGUUCUACCUUCUGUCAAGUGAGUUUGCUGGCUUCUAAUUGUGUGGCUAAAAUGUUUAGCAAGGGAAAAAUAACGAAGACCACCUACGAAACCAAGACCUGUGCAGAAAGCACGAAGAUCAUCAUUACAACAACCGUGGAAAUACCGUCCGGGUCAAACAAAAGAAGCUCCACCGAGACAUGUGCCGAUUUGCACGCCCAUCCGGACGACCCGAUCGAAGCGGCGUACAGUGAUGCGCUCAAGAAGAAAAAGUUCGAAAAAUCAUUCACGAACGACAUUUGGUACACUGCGUAUCAAAUAAGGCACGCGAAACAAAAGUCAGGUAGGUGCUGCGCUGCUGCGAUCCAUUGCGGGCAAUGUCACUCGCGCGUUAUCUAUCGGGCCAGUAAAUUCCUAAGGUGUGGUCAUCACCGUCCGCGACCCGGGGUGGGGUUGGGAGAUCUCGGGUUGAAACGUUUUCAAGUUCACAGGUUGGCGGAGGGCGAGGGCGAGGGGGUAAGACACUUUGCUUUGAGUUUUGCUCACGCGAGCGAUAAGGCGUGUAAGUGUGUGAAUCAUAGGCUGAUGAGGGCCGCCGCCACUGCCGCUGGAAACGGGCCGACCGAGCCGGGCCGUGAAAUCGGUAGCAGCAAAAAAAAGGGAGGGAGGGAGGGAGGGAAGCAAACACGCCUGUGUGGCAUUGAAGUUAGUAAAGCCGAGAAGAAGAAACAACAUACAACAAAACUAAAAAAAAAAAAGAGUUCACUGCUGCCCGGCUUCCUUAAUGCGGCCGGCGUUUUUCGGUUCGGCGAGCUUUUCGGUGCCCAAAGGGUGUGUGCGAGCAGCGCAAAAAGGGAGAAAAAAGAAAGGAAGAGCACGCGACUUCAGCUUCACGGAGAGCGUUCCACCGGCGGGGAAGGCGAAACGUUGAAGCGAGCGGGGAAGCCCUGCACCGGGUCCGGCAACGGUUUUGGACUGGCUGAAACCGACGCAUUUUUCAAAGAUUGCCAUAUAUGGUCAUGUUAACGCGAUUGGUCGACGAGGCUGUGAGAGCGUAGCGGCGUGAGCGAUGAACGCGCGUUCGGUUUGAAAGCCUUAAAGCUCUCUCCCUUUGGCUCUCACGGUUUGCCACCGUUCAAAUUCAACCGUACCGUUGGAAACCGUCCUAACGGCAAGCGAUUUGCUUUAGCAAGUACGGAAUGUACUGAUAUUUUUUGUUAUUAAAUGUACUUUGCUUUACAAAUAUCACAAUUAUUUAAUAGAUUUCAUCAGUGGUACAGUCCAUUAUAGUGCAGGGUGUUGCUUGUUCAUUAUUAAAACGGAAACUUGCGAGGAAUGGGCGACACGAGAGGGCACUAGAAGGAGAAACGUCCAACAGAGCAGGUUAGCAACGGUCCAACAAAUGUCGGUUCGCAAGAGAGCGCAAGCUUACACACACACACACACAUUCACACGUACAAUGAAGCGCUCGCGGUAUCUCUCUCUCUCUCACUUUGUCUCUCUUGCAUCGGUCGCGAGUGGUUGCGUCUGGCGAGCCAAAUACGAAAGCUCGUCGGAUCGCUGGAACAUUCUGUUUCCAGACGUCUACCAGUUCGGGUUAGCUGCAGUGACCAGUGCUCAGAGCUUCUCUGUUAAUUUCUUUGACUUUGUGAACGCGCACCAAAAAGCAAAAAAGGUAGUGUGUUUUAUAGGAACAAGUUUGUGUAGUUUAAGGGUUUAGAGGCUUUCUUUUGUUCGUUCAUUAGUGCCUGAGACUGUGAAGUCGUCUUUUUUCAGACAGUAGUAGCGUCUUUUUUUCAGUUCAGGUGGAAACGUUCAGGAUUUUUGCUGGUAGCGUUUUCGAUAUAGUAACUUGACGCCGCACAAUUGGCGUUGUGUAGGAACAGUGCACCAGUUCUACUCGAAGUGACGAAUAUUUCAAUUGAAUAGUGGCCAUUAAAAUUAGCAAAAUGCUCACACACACACACACACACACACACACACGCUUGGUGGUGGCGGCCGGCUUUUUCAGUGCCUGUGGAACCAAAACCUGAAACCCCACACACUCCUCUCGAAACACACACACACAAGCGUGGCUCAAUUGUCCAAUCGGCUGGAGGAAAUUCGACUUACUUGGCAGUAACGAGAUUCCGAAAUUCUUCAAUCAAACCCCUCAAUUUUAGAGAAAUCUGGAAAAGGUUAAGACAUUUAGCAAACGCCGGUUUUUCACCCCGGCAACACACCAGCGCCACCACCGCACCACGUCAACGGAGAUCUAGCUUUCUUUUUCUUCUUUUGCUGGGCGAAAAUGGCUGCGUGUGCUGCGCGCCGUCCUAAAAAGUAAAGAAAAAAAAAAAUGGUCGGACAUAUUGUGAAGAGAGUGUGCUCCGUUCGCUGUUUAGAGCUUGUGUAGUGUGUGUGUGUGUGUGCGUGUGCGUGCGCUUCGGCAGGUGUCUGCUCCUGCAGGGUGUGUGCGCGCACGAAAGAUAGUGUGUGUGUGUGCGCCCAUCAUGGCCGCCUCUUCCCAUUGCGGCGUGUGCUGAUUCAUCCCGAAUUCUAGGGCGUUGGCUUCUCCACGCUAGCAGCAAACGAGAGAUUUGAUGGUUUUGGAUUUUAUAGUAGCAGAGGAAAUGAAUAUUAAUAAUUUUGGCUUGCAAUGACGCGUCUUCUGACGUGUGCCUUCCCCAUUAAAGCUCUCAAGGUUUUGUAGUUUUUUUUUUUGUAUUGGGAUUUUUCGUUAUUUCUAUUUUUAUUGGAAAUCGAAAGACUUCAACGAGAGGGUACGAUAUCAUCAAUAGCGAGUAGCAUUUUCUUUUUGAAUACGUGUUUCAAGCUGCUUAAGUGAAUAACUACUAACACGUUUUAACGGUUUUUUUUUUUAAUUAUGAAGAAAUAUUUAGGGAAGAUGGUCACGAUGCGCGAUCUCUCGGGCACAAUGAAACAUCUAGAAUUUUUUUUUUCAGUUCUAUAGCGGGACCUACGUUGCUUUCAUAUGAAACAUGAAAUUUCUGUCACAUUUUUUUACUAUUGAUUAUUCAAGCAAGACCGGUUCAGAUGGUUUUACCAAGCCAAUUCGUUAGCUAUUGACAGGUGUCGGUUCUUACCGCAUUGGCUCAAUAAAUUUUCAUUUCUUUUUAUCAACUAGAAACUAUAAUUAUAAUCUCUACUUUUAAGCAAGCAAUACGGCCUUUUCGGAUCGUUGCUCCUGAAUAAAAAAAAAUAUCAAGAAAUCACACUUUUGUGUCCAAACGCUCGAAAUAUUGCGCCGGAUGCUUUUUGCCCUUAUAUGGUUAUUCUCGUGCGUUGUGAUCAUUGAAAAAGAUAGCCUUAAACAGAACAUUAAAUAUUCACCCAGGCUCCCAGUAACAGAGAAGCGAAUAAAGAUUUACCCAAAUCAAGAAUCCCCUCAGCAUCCUCGAAUUUAACGCAAUCCAUUCUCUCUCUCUCUCCCUCUUUCGCUCAUGCAGCAGUCAAGAUGUGCGACGAAGAGGUUGCUGCGCUGGUUGUCGACAACGGAUCCGGUAUGUGCAAGGCCGGCUUUGCUGGGGAUGACGC
Molecule: messenger RNA, 6166 nt
Organism: Anopheles gambiae (African malaria mosquito)
Lineage: Eukaryota; Metazoa; Arthropoda; Insecta; Diptera; Culicidae
Exons: 2
Coding region: 2705-3658 (317 amino acids)
Source: RefSeq, a predicted model, not a curated record